Messenger RNA from Epinephelus fuscoguttatus (brown-marbled grouper), 2959 nucleotides. RefSeq names its product tripartite motif containing 47 (gene trim47). Gene Ontology annotation, molecular function: zinc ion binding; protein binding. Lineage: Eukaryota; Metazoa; Chordata; Actinopteri; Perciformes; Serranidae. The transcript has 8 exons. The coding region runs from base 67 to 1503 and encodes 478 amino acids. The record is from RefSeq and is a predicted model, not a curated record.
CUCCCCUUCCUUCACUUCCUGCAGUGUGGCGCUGUGGCAGUGUUGUGCUGCUGUUGGCUUGUAAACAUGGCUACUGCUGGAGCAGCUGGAGACGACCUGAGGAAAGAGCUCACAUGUGCCAUUUGUCUGGACUUCUUCAAGGACCCCGUCAUACUGAAAUGCGGCCAUAAUUUCUGUCGUUUCUGUAUCUGCAUGCACUGGGACGAAAAUGGCGGAGACUACGGAUACCAGUGCCCUCAAUGCCGAACGGUGUUCAACAAGAGGACCUUCACUAAAAACUACCUGGUGCAGAACCUGGUGGCCAAACUGGACGACCUGGAGUGUCUGGGGUCCUGUCCCACCCCCUCUAAACCCGUUAAAGUAGAUGGAAAGUGUGAGCAACAUGGAGAAGAGCUGAAAUUGUACUGCCAGACUGAUAAAAGGCCCAUCUGUGUGGUCUGCAGGGAAUCUAGAGCACACAGACACCAUGAGGUAGCACCAGUGCCAGAAGUUGUAAAUGACAUGAAGAUGGAGUUGAAACUGAGGCUAAUGGAGCUCAACUGGCAGAAGUCUCAGUGUGUAAAAGUUAUAACAGCUGAUGAACGCACCAGAAGUGAAGUGAGGUUGAAGAAACAGAGACUCAAGGAGAAGAUUGAGGCGGACGUUGGCGCUUUGGUCCAGUUCUUGCUAGAUGAGAGAGACUCCCUGCUUGAGAGCCUGGAUGCUGAGGAGGUGGCCAACAUGGCCGUAAUAGACGAGAACUUGAAGGUUGUGGAGACAGAGGUGUCAGCUGUGGACAAAGCUAUAGCUGAUAUCCACAGCCACAUCAGUGGGAAAUCUAGCUUUGAGAGCCUUGCUGAGACAUUCAAUGAAGUCAUUCACUGCAAGCCUUUCACAUCUCUCGAUGCGGUUAAUUGUGCAACUGAAUUUACAGACUUCUCAGGGCCCUUCCAGCUUAUCAUGUGGAAGAAGAUGAUGCACGUGCUGCAUACCAUGCCUCAGAACCUCACCUUAGACCCGGACACGGCUCACCCAAACCUGCUUAUCUCAGACUUUGACACCAAAGUGGAGGAGGGCCGCGUUCGCAACCAGGAGCCAGACCUGCCGGCGCGCUUCACCCGUUUCUGCGGCGUCCUCGCCACAGCCCAGUACGCAAGCGGCCAGCACUACUGGGAGGUGGAUGUGAAGGACAAAGGUGUGUGGUACCUGGGAGUCACCACCGAGUGCAGCAACAGGAAGGGCUUCGUCAGCCUCACUCCCUCCGCAGGAUACUGGAGUCUGUGUCUGCAGGACCGGCUGUAUGCCAACGGAGAGGAUGGGCGCAUCCCUGUCGCUGACUACUGGAACUCUCCUCGGGUCGGCGUGUACCUGGACUACGACAACGGCCGUCUUAGUUUCUAUGACGCCGUCACAAUGAAGAGAUUGUACAUGUUUGACACCUGCUUUGAAGAGCCGGUCUAUCCUUUCUUUAGCCCAGGGAAGAAUGAUCCAGGCAGCAGGCUGCAGAUAUGCCACUAUUACUGAGAGAGCUGUGAAAAGUGUUUAAAUAUAGUUCUCUAAGGGUAAACUCGCGUAUGCCGGUGUUUUCAGAUUUGCUGCAGACAAGGUUUUAUCUCACAGACCAGGCUGGAGUGACAGGGUGAUGUAGAGCCUUUGAGCCAUGUACUGUACGCAUUUGAGCUGUUACUUGUUGGUCUUACUGGUGUUAUAAGUCAAGAGUUACGCUGAAUAAGAAAUACCAGGUGUCUCGUCACACUUCGGUUGUACUGAAGAGCUUCAUUUUUCCAAUAUUUUGAGGUUGAAAUUUUGAAAUUUGGUAUCUUUCAACCUAGACACACACUGUAGGUUUUUACCCCUGACUACUGUGGCUGGGGGGUUUGGAGAGGUGCUUUGCUGUCUAUAUCACUGUGUCUGCUGGGAUGCAGAUGCCUCAGAUGCUCUUGUUGAUAAGAGCACACUCAGCUCUUAUCCUAUUAGCAACCACUAUGCUAUACUAAUGUACAUUAACUCAUAUUGGCUAUGUUUUUGCCAGGCAGGGUCAGUGCUGUUGCCUUGUUGGGUAGAACUUGAAGGAAAUAUGACAUUGUUAUCACAUUGAUAGUUGUUGACAAUUAAGAUUCCCUCAUUAAUUUCAGACUGAAGGACGGUCAGUUCAGUGCUGAUAGUUAUCAGAGAUAUUUGACUGAAAUUGUCCACCUUGGGAUCUCGGCUCCCAGACAAUAUAAGACUUCCAGGGUUGUGUGUUUUGUGGAUGUUAACGUCAGUACAAAUAAUUUUAUCAUUAGCCUUUUAAAGUCGCCUUCAUAUCUUCAAUCUUUUUAUUUUGAAAAUUCUGUACUUUGUAAACAUUUUUGGACUUACAUAUUCCUCUGUAUAGUGCUCUGAGUUGCAUUUUGAAGCUUUUUUUUUUUUUUUUUGUCAGCAGCGAUACUGAAGACAUGACGUGCCAUUUUGCUUUGUUCCAAGUAUUUUAAAAAUCUGAGACAUUUUAUCAGUCUUCUUGAACAUGAGCAGGUAUAAGACAAAGCAAACUGUUUUCAAAUAUUCAAACGGCAAAUUAUUAAGCUUUACAGCCAUGUCCUUGAAUAUAUCGUCACUAAACGAGUGAACCUGUAGACGUGCUGAACUUCAAAAGACUUCCAACAACAGCCAAGAGCCUGGUGGACUUGGCUAAAACUUAAACCCGGAAUGCUGAAUGAAAGUUUUGUUACAUGUUCAUGUUUUUUGUUUGCUUUUUUACAAACUAUUUGCAGCAUUUCCUUAAUUAUAUUCCUUUUAAAUGAUCCUGCUUUAGAUUAUUAAUUGCUAGCCGUUGAGUUGGUCCUGGAGCUGCAAAUUAGUAUUGACAUUUUUAGGUCUGUUGUCCAACUCGGUCCAGUCAGUGUGAUUUCUAUUUUUCACAAUUGGUGUUAAAUGUGAAAAUACAUGUAUCUGGACGCUUAUAUAUAUUUUUCCUUCCUUCAUAAACUUAUGAUUUAAA